Molecule: messenger RNA, 1502 nt
Organism: Girardinichthys multiradiatus
Lineage: Eukaryota; Metazoa; Chordata; Actinopteri; Cyprinodontiformes; Goodeidae
Gene: taf7
Product: TAF7 RNA polymerase II, TATA box binding protein (TBP)-associated factor
Exons: 12
Coding region: 183-1271 (362 amino acids)
Biological process (GO): RNA polymerase II preinitiation complex assembly; transcription initiation at RNA polymerase II promoter
Cellular component (GO): transcription factor TFIID complex
Molecular function (GO): RNA polymerase II general transcription initiation factor activity
Source: RefSeq, a predicted model, not a curated record
CAAAUCCAAGGCGGACGCGAAUGCAGCAUAAGGAAAGCGUCACUCGGCAGUUUGUUGAGUUUAUGGUUAAUGUCUGUGGUUAGACAAUAUCCUAUUGAAUUAAUUAACUUCAAGUUUGCCUUGUUAUUCUUUGUAAAUCAACACAUCGUUUCAGUUGCGCCUCGUAAAUUACAAAGCUGGAGAUGACGUCUAAAAUUAAAGUGGGAAAAGUCGGCUCCAAGAACAAAGAAGAUGCUCCUUAUGAGCUGGAGAGCCAGUUUGUCCUGAGGCUUCCUUCGGAGUAUGCCUCCACAGUAAGAAGGAUAGCGCAGUCCGGCAGCAUGAACAUGAAGGACAGGCUUACAAUCGAGCUGCACCCGGAUGGUCGUCAUGGGAUAGUGAGAGUAGACCGUGUUCCUUUGGCCUGCAAACUGGUGGAGCUGCCAUGCAUGAUUGAGUCCCUCAAAACGGUAGACAAGAAAACAUUUUACAAGACAGCUGAUGUCUGCCAGAUGCUGGUGUGUACACUAGAUGGAGACCUUUACCCUCCUUUGGAGGAGCCAACUGGCACUGACCCAAAGAGCAAAAAGAAAGAUAAAGACAAGGACAAGAAAUUCAUUUGGAAUCAUGGCAUCACCUGCCCUCUGAAGAACACACGCAAGCGAAGAUUUCGGAAGACUGCAAAAAAGAAGUACAUUGAAUCUCCUGAUGUGGAAAAGGAAGUGAAGAGAUUGCUGAGCACAGACGCAGACGCUGUCAGUGUUCGAUGGGAGAUAAUAGCAGAGGAUGAGACCAAAGAAGCAGAUCAGCAUGGCUCUCUGGCCAAUUUGGACUCUUCUCCCGGCAUUUCAGGACACAAAAUGGGUCAUGGAUCCUCAGUACCACAUGAUGAACUGAGGGAGAUCUUCAACGACAUCAGCAGCUCCAGUGAAGACGAGGAGGAUGAAGGGGACCGGCAUGACGACGAAGACCUGAAUAUCAUGGACACUGAGGACGAUUUGGUGCGACAGCUUCAAGACAAGCUGAACGAGUCGGACUCUGCUCAGAAUGAAAGCGACAGAAACAACCAGAUAGUUAUGGAGUAUCAACUGCAAAUUAACAACAUUAAGGCCAAGCUUCAGGAAACACGUGCCCGAAAGAAACAGCAGGAGGAGCUCAUUAUGAAAGUGGAAAACCAGGCCCUGAAGAAUCGUUUCCAAGCCUUGCUGGAUGAGAUUAUUCAGCAGGAGGAGCGAGAGAUGGAGCAGCUGGCCUCCCUUCAGGAGCAGCUGGACUCCCUGAUAGAGAAGUGACCAGCAGGGGGCAGUCUCAUAUCGUCUUCAGCCGCACAUCACCUCAAGAGGGAGGAGGAUCCUCAUCCGGAGUGGGGGGCUCGAACAUGCAUUGUCAUUCUUAUUUGGUCAUUUUUAUGUAUCACAUCUGCAGCAUUUUGAUUUGUGUAAUUGAAGUGAAUAUUUUAAGGUCUUUUUGCAAUUUACUGCAUUAUGGAUGUGAAUCCUAAAAUAAAAGCUUGGUCACUGUUA